This is a messenger RNA of Pestalotiopsis fici W106-1, 2268 nucleotides long. RefSeq lists its product as uncharacterized. Gene Ontology annotation, biological process: transmembrane transport. Bases 1 to 2268 code for a protein of 755 amino acids. The transcript has 3 exons. The record is from RefSeq and is a predicted model, not a curated record. Lineage: Eukaryota; Fungi; Ascomycota; Sordariomycetes; Amphisphaeriales; Sporocadaceae. Gene Ontology annotation, molecular function: transmembrane transporter activity.
AUGGUCUCUUGCUUUGGAACGGCCGUCAUCGGGUUGCUCAUCGGCAUCUAUGCCGGUAUUGUUCCUGCUGUCCAGUAUUACAUUGCCGACGACAAUCACAUUGCCAUUCUCGGUAACGUGGGCAUGUAUCUUGGUAUGGCCUUGCCAACAUUCUUCUGCUGGCCACUUCCGCUACUUCACGGACGCCGACAGUACAUACUGUUUGGUCUAACUUUGGCAAUGCCACUCCUUUUCCCGCAAGCAAUAACGGUGAGUAUGCAUCGCUCGUCACAGACCAGCGUCUGGAAUUGGGCACUGCUUCUACCCCGAGGCUUAAUGGGUGUCUCUUUGGGGUUUGCGAACAUGAAUUUUCAAGCGACACUGACCGAUCUGUUCGGUGCCUCACUGAUGUGUAGCAACCCGCAUCAAGAACUGGCCGAUCAUGACGAUGUGAGGAGACAUGGGGGUGGUCUUGGUGUUUGGCUCGGUAUUUGGACCUGGUGCUUCAUUGGGUCACUUGGUGUCGGCUUCUUGGUUGGUGCGGCUGUGAUUGAUCGAGCGUCUCCUGCCUGGGGCUUUUACGUCAGUAUCAUACUGGUUGCCGUUGCCCUGUUACUGGCGGUCUUGAUUCCAGAGGUUCGCCGCUCCGCCUGGCGACGAUCUUUGGCCGAGGUCCGAACUGGUAAUCGAAUCUCCAGACGAGUCGCAAGGGGUGAAGUCAUGAUGCAUCGAGUGAAGGAUGGGCCAAAAUGGUGGGGCCAAGAAGUUUGGCAUGGCGUGCUUCUCUGUUUAGAGAUGCUUCGCCAACCUGGAUUCGCCAUCAUGGCAUUGUAUUGUGCUUGGAUCUAUGCCCAAGUCAUUCUGAUGAUUGUGCUUCUUGGUUCACUUACGUCGAGAUACUACCGUUUCAGAUCUACGUUUGUAGGCACUGCUGUUUCGUCCAUCUCCAUCGGCGCACUUGCAGCUGUUCCCUUCCAGAAAGCCAAUCUGUUCUCGCGCGCCAGAUACCAGCCCUCGAAAUCCAACGCCUCAACAAUCGAUCGCAAGGUGACGUGGACGUCUCAUUUGGUUCGCCGUGCCAUUUUCACGAUUACGCUACCAUUUGCAGGCGUCAUGUAUACAGUUCUCUCCUUUGGUCCUCCUGUGCAUGUCGCCUUCCCGUGUCUGUUUACCGCCAUGGUGGGGUUUCUUUCAUGCCUCGCAAUCGCAGAAUGCAAUGGUAUACUCAUGGAGACUUGGGAUUGCUCUGAUUUGCAACCGGGAACUACCGGCCACUACAGGAACAAGAAAGAUUCCGGUAAGAGGAUCAACUACUCUUCAUUUCCUCGGGUUCAAGCAGGAUUUGCUGUCAUCCAUAGUCUAGGUUUCAUCCUUGCGGCGGUAGCAACAGUGGUUGGCGGCAUGGCGCAACGAAAUCUGGGCCAACGGACUGCAACUGCUGUUGUUGCCUCCAUUCUGCUCGCACUUACAUUCCUUCUUCUUUGCGUCCUUACGAGAUUCAAACAAGUUGAAAUCAUCCCGAGGUCAAAGACCCUGGAGAUGGACAGGUGGAUUGCUGAACGAAAUGAGACAUUUCGCAGACGGGCAACGGUGAUUGCCGAUGCAAAAGCUGCUGGCCGGAGAGACCUCAGCAGUAUUCCCGAAUUCGACAUUGAAAAGCAUCGCCGUGUCAACAUUCUGGAACUCGGAGCACUGACACGCUGGACCGAGAUUCGCAAGGCAAAUCGCUUGGUAGAUCAGGGUGCGCAUUCACAUCUCAAUCGUCGUGCUCUUGAGAUCGCUCGCGAAGAGCUCGGACACAGAAGCCAGGAAGUCCUUGAUGAUAUCUACCGCGGUAGUGUCAUGAUGACGGAUCUGGUACGCAAAGCCAGCAAGAGAAGUAUGCGCAGCAAGAACAGUGAGGCUUCUUCAGUGGAGUGGGAAGCAUCAGGUUUACCACCUCGCGAGGCAUGUACUCCGACUGGACAUGUUCGAAAUCACUCAAGCAGGCCAGGUACCCCAUUUGUGGAGCGAGACUGCUUCGUGGGUCAGGCAGUACUCGAAGAAGAGAAUCAAUCGUCUGCAGAUGGGGGUACUGGGUCAGAAAACCGUAUCCCCGUGAGGCACCGUUCCCCCAUGUACGCAAUGACUGAUGCGAGCAAUGACGGAUUUCAGAAUCAGAACCUCACCGGUGUUGAUCAUCGCCCUGGUGACCACGGAAAUGGCACGACUGUCAUACAUCGUUCGCAUAUCUCGCCCAUUUUGAUCACACGGCCCAACGAUGAGCGCCAAGAUCAUCACGACACUUGA